AUGCAAAGUGGAAAGCACCAGGGCAAACUGGUCAUUUCUUUCCGUGGGUACUCCGAAGUUUUGACGAAUACCUAUCUCCUCGUCGGCGGACUGGGAGGACUGGGCCGCAGCAUAGCAAAGAUGCUGAUCAGUCUCAGAGCCCGGAAUCUCGCCUUUAUAUCUCGCUCAGGAGCUGAAAGUGAAGACUCUCGCGCCAUUGUGCGUGAGCUUGUCCAUCUAAGCGCAAAAGUACACACUUACUGCGCCGAGAUCAGUGACGAAACCGCACUCAGCUCCGCCCUCGAAAGCUGUGGAGCCGAUUUGCCCCCGAUAAAAGGCAUUCAAGGGACCUGGAAUCUCCACGCCUACUUCGACACCACCCACCCGCUGGGCUUCUUCAUCAAUCUCUCUUCCAUCUCCGGCAUCAUCGGCAACAAGGGGAAAGCAAACUAUGCAGCCGGCUCGACGUUCCAAGAAGCAAUUGCCCAUCAUCGCCGCGCGCUGGGUCUCCGCGGCGUCAGUCUCGAUCUCGGCAUCAUGCCCGACGUAGGCGUCCUCGCGGAACACGGAGCCACGGGCGACGUGAAGCGCUGGGAAGCAGUCACCGGAACACGCGAACCUCUGUUCCACGCCCUGAUCAAAGCAGUCCUACGAAGCCACCAGCAAGAGCAACACAGCCUUCACCAUUCACCCACCCCGGCUCAAAUCUGCGUCGGACUGGGCACAUCGGCCGCCUUCGACGCCGUAAACACACCGCGUCCAGAAUACCUCAUCCACGACCUGCGCUUCCUCCCCCUCUCUUCAACCAGUCCCUCAAGCCGUAACCCUACAUCUCCACCCGACCACACCUCCACCACCACCGCACCCCUGAAACCCCAACUCCAAGCCGCCCCCUCCCUCGCCGACGCCACAGCCAUCGUCACCAGCGCGCUCGUCCACAAAAUCGCACACAUUUUGCAAACACAGAGUGCAGAAAUUGAUGCCGGCAGACCCAUGUACUUGUACGGUGUAGAUUCGCAGGGGGCGAUGGAGGUGAGGAAUUGGAUUCGCAGGGAGAUGGGAUGCGCAGAUUGCGAUUUUCGAUGUGUUGGAGGCGGUGCCGAUUGA
This is a messenger RNA of Plenodomus lingam JN3, 1086 nucleotides long. Lineage: Eukaryota; Fungi; Ascomycota; Dothideomycetes; Pleosporales; Leptosphaeriaceae. The record is from RefSeq and is a predicted model, not a curated record.